Molecule: messenger RNA, 3507 nt
Organism: Corythoichthys intestinalis (scribbled pipefish)
Lineage: Eukaryota; Metazoa; Chordata; Actinopteri; Syngnathiformes; Syngnathidae
Gene: tmem201
Product: transmembrane protein 201
Exons: 11
Coding region: 116-1975 (619 amino acids)
Biological process (GO): nuclear migration along microtubule
Cellular component (GO): nuclear inner membrane
Molecular function (GO): actin filament binding; lamin binding
Source: RefSeq, a predicted model, not a curated record
AGUGGCUAGACAAAAGAGUGGCUCACUUGCAGCGUGUUGUAACUUACAUGGCUACUCCAGUUUAAGAAUACAAAUUCCCUAUUUAUUUUUCCUACCCAAAUUUUCUAUUUAUAUAAUGGAGAGUUUCAAGGACGUCCUUCACCAAUAUCCAGAAAUGUUGUAUAGCGCUACAGCGUUUGUGGCCGGUGGCGCGCUCAUCUACAAGCUUGCUAGCAGGAAAAAGAAAAAGCCCCUGGAUGCUACAGUGAACUGCUGGUUCUGCAAUCAGGACACAAUAGUUCCAUAUGGAAAUAGAAACUGUUGGGAUUGUCCUAGCUGUGACCAGUACAAUGGCUUUCAGGAUAAUGGGGACUACAACAAACCAAUUCCGGCUCAGUACAGUGAGGAUCUGAACCAUGGGGUGUGUGGUAGCAUUCCUGCUCAAGUGACUCCUGGGACCAUGCAGUGGGUCAACUCCAAGAUGCUCCUUUGCAGAAAGUGCAAUCACAACCAGUCGACGAAAAUCAAGCUGCUAGCGUCCUUCAUUCCAAAGGAUGAUGGGAACUAUGACGAUGAGAUCGACGCUUACACGUGCCACUUGGAAGAACACUACAAGCUGUGCAGGCCAUGCCAAGCAGCUGUAGACUACUACAUCAAAUACCAGAACCGCCAACUGAGGACCGUGCUGCUCAGCAAUCAUCUCAGAUGUACCCAAGAGCCGCUGAAGGGUUUCAUAAAGGGCUCCCUCUCUGCGUCUUGUCCUCUGGCGGUCGUACUGCUCCGAUGCAUCUCCUUCUUCAUUUCUGCUUUUCUGCUCGCUAUUUCUUAUGCGGCUGACUUGUCGCCGCCAAGUAGCGUGCAGAAUCCCCCCCAACCUCGUGCCAACAUUGAGAGCGAUGGCGCCGCACAGACGUGGCAGAGCCUAAUGGGACUUCUCCCAGAUACCCUCAUACAGUACUGUAAGGUGUCAUGGCUCUUCGGACAAGCUAAUCAGAUGGCAGUCGUUAGUGUCGGACUGACGUCGUGUCUCAUUGGUGUCAUAUUAGCAGGAGCCGCCAGGUUGAGGAGAAUCGACAUUGUGUCUUCAGUACUUUGGUUUCUGGUCUUGUGCUGGCACCUAGUGGCAGCAUACGUCGGGGGUAAUACAUCCAGCUGGACCGCAGCACAUGUCAUCACAGUGCUCUGUUGCGUUGUCAGCUUUGCCGCCGCUGUAGCAACACGCAACCCCCUGAAUCAACGAAGAGGCAGAUAUCGAAGAAACUUCACGGAUUCCUCCAUGCGCUCCCUAAGCAACCAACCCGCUUUGCUUACUCCCGAAAUGAUCCGCUCCUUCAUCCCCACACCUCCUCCCAACAUCUUCAAGCUCAUAAACCACCAAAAGACUCCCUUAAAACCCAAGGGGAACCUCUCUUCUUUGCCGCGCCGUCUCAAGAACGCACUCUGCCUUGGAACUGUCUCCACCUUCACCAGGACAGAUUCAGGCUACUUGUUCAGUGGGAGCAGACCAGCCUCAGUCUACAAAGACUCCCCCCCCUCAGAUUACUUUUCAAUGAAGUCAUGGAGUCGCCCAUCAUCACCUGGGCUCUCGCCGGCCCCCUCAGUGGAUGGCUCUGCGACGUCCAGUUCUGGUUCAGAGAGACAAAUUCGCCCCCUCAUCAGUCCUGCACGUCUCAACCUGGGCAGCCCAAAACCCAAAAUGUACUCUAGUAAGCCAGAGUCCACCUUCAAGUCACGACUUUUGUCCACAUCACGUGAUCUUGCCACAGACCAGACUUCAGUUUACAGUGGUAGCAUUUCACCAGACAUCCCUUGCUUCCUUAGCCAUGGUGAUUUGACUUCAAUAGACGAAGACAGCUGUAUGAAGGAGAAAGCGAGCAGCACGUCUGGGUCUUCAACAUCUCAGGUUGACACGAUAACAGGGUUUCCACAAAGCAGUCCCUCUUCACAAAUGAGACCUCCAAAAAUGAAACAGGAUUUCUUUCUGAAAACAAUGUAAUGAGAAAGAGAGACACUCACACUUGGAUGCUGUGACUUGAAGUAUUUUUCCAUGGGGUUUGACUCAAAUUUCUAAUAUGGUAUGGAAUGCAGUAAUUCUGCAUUUCUGUAGUCAGAAGUCGUGUAGUUAUGCAUUAAGAAUCUGAACUGGAUUUAUGUUUUUCUGCUUGCUUUGGAGAGUCUCCAUCAAACUUAACCACAGUGGUGGCUGAUCUGUCAGCUUAUUUUACAGUGUAUACAUUUACACAGUGUUUCCAGGAAGUUCUUCUGUGUUUGAUUUGUUUUGAUUCCAACUAAUAUUCCCAAUAAGCAAUGACAGUAUUGUGCAAUGGAAUGUAUUAGGGCUGCAGCUAUCGAAUAUUUUAGUAAACGAGUAAUCGACUGAAAAUUCCAUCGAUUAAUCGAGUAAUCGGAUAAUAUAUAUUUUUCUCUAGGUAAAGGGCAAUUAUAAAUAUACAUGAGAAAAUAAGACGCCAUCUAAUAUUGAACCUAAUAUUGAAUUUUCAGUCAAUCAAUGUGUAUUUUCUAUGUACAUUGUUGAAAACGGCCAACAAUUGCAUCUCAGAUGUAUUCUUAGAUCAUAGAAGCCUUGCCUCGCAUCGAAGUCAUCCGUCUUAGAUGCGCUAUUUUCGGCUUUAACUCCUCAAGCUGAGUCCGAUGGCUGGCUGGCGCCCUGGUGGCCAUUAUUCUUGCUUCGUCAUGCUUUUAUGCCAUUGGCGUAAUCACCUGUCACUCAAGCAAUGUCGGAAGUAGCGGCGAAGUUGGAUCUUUGUGUCAAAAUGAUUCAAUCAAAACCUUUUGUACUUUAAAAAAAAAAAGUGUGUUCAAAACUUUCAGUACUUCAAAUAAAAAAUGAGUUCAAAACUUUUUGCUUUCCAAAAAAAGUGACACUUCAAUUUUAAAAAAAUGUAUAUAUAUAUAUAUAUAUGUAUAUAUAUUAGGGCUGUCAAAAGUAUCGCGUUAACGGGCGUUAAUUAAUUUUUAAAAUUAAUCACGUUAAAAUAUUUGACGCAAUUAACGCACAUGUCCCGCUCAGACAGUAUUCUGCCUUUUGGUAAGUUUUACAGCAAGGUUUUUUGUGCUAACAGCGAACUCUUGUGGUCGCUUUGCGACAUGGUUUAUUGCUUUCUUGCCAGUUCAAUAUGGCUGCAUGACGUCUCGGGCUGACGCCUACGUUGUAAUGUUGUGCUUAUAUGAUCCUUGGACAAGAUUUGUCCGUAAGUAUGGUUGUUGUAAAGAAUGUACAUAUUAUGUUAGUAAGCGAAAUGUUAUAUUUUUUGUAUUUGAGGCCAUUUUGUUAAUAAAUCAGAUGUAAAGGAAGAAGUCUGAUUAUUAAGGCGUCGUUCACUAGCUGUCUAGCUUUGUAAAAAGUAGACGCUUCGGAGUGAGGACAGCAUAGACAGAUUUAAAUGACAGUAGAGUGAAAUGCCCACUACAGUCCUUAUGUACCGUAUGUUGAAUGUAUAUAUCCAUCUUGUCUUAUCUUUCCAUUCCAACAAUUUAUUUUACAGAAUAUAUAUAUAAUUUACAGAA